This is a messenger RNA of Trichophyton benhamiae CBS 112371, 1488 nucleotides long. RefSeq names its product DnaJ domain protein. Gene Ontology annotation, biological process: protein import into peroxisome matrix. The coding region runs from base 1 to 1488 and encodes 495 amino acids. NCBI's taxonomy places the organism in Eukaryota, Fungi, Ascomycota, Eurotiomycetes, Onygenales, Arthrodermataceae. Gene Ontology annotation, cellular component: cytosol. The transcript is spliced from 4 exons. The record is from RefSeq and is a predicted model, not a curated record.
AUGGUGGUAGACACUACAUACUACGACGCCCUGGGAGUGCCUCCCACGGCUACUCUGCUCGAAAUCAAGAAGGCCUACAGGAAACUGGCCAUUACAACCCAUCCAGACAAGAACCCCGACGACGAGACAGCACAUAGCAGAUUUCAAGCUAUCGGAGAAGCCUAUCAAGUACUGAGUGAUGAGACUCUACGAAAACAGUAUGACAAGUUCGGAAAGGACAAGGCGGUCCCAGGUGGUGGCUUUGGUAAGGUGUUCUCCUCCGUCUUGGACUCGGUCAUUGAAGGACUAACGGAGAUACUCUCUACAGAGGAUCCUGCGGAGCUGUUUAGCAUGAUUUUCGGUGGUGAAGCCUUCGUUGACUGGAUAGGCGAGAUAUCACUGAUGAAGGACCUCACCAAGACAAUGGACAUUACCAUGCAACAGAUGGAAGAAGACGAAGAACUCGCAAAGGAAACAGACGCCAAACUAAACGUGAAGGACCCGGCGAAGCCGCAGUCUGGUGAGACGACUACAACCGCUGCUCCCGGUGCUACCGUCGCUGAGGACGAUGAAGCUAAGAAGGAGGGAACUGCCGGAGCAAGUGAGGCUGCUUCCGGUACCAGCACCCCGCGACGGAACUGGGGACAGCAGGCAAUCAUGGAUAAAUCCGAGGAAGAGGCUAGAAUGCAGGCAGAGGGCUUAUCACCAGAGGAGAAAGAGCUGCGGAAGAAGGAGAAGAAGAAGGGACUCUCUAAGGAACAGCGGGAACAGCUGGCUGCAUUCGAGCUAGAAAGGAAGAAGCAACGUGAAGAACGAGUCAACACCCUUGCGCGCAAACUAGUUGAUCGACUCAGCGUUUGGACCGAGACCGACAAGGGCCCUGACGUCACCGCCGCAUUCCAGGAAAAGAUCAGACUGGAAGUCGAGAACUUGAAGAUGGAGUCCUUUGGUCUGGAAAUCUUACACGCUAUCGGAAGCACAUAUAACUCCAAGGGAACGUCCUUCCUCAAGUCACAGAAAUUCCUCGGCAUAUCAGGGUUCUUCUCAAGACUAAAGGAUAAGGGUAACCUGGCCAGGGAGACAUGGACUACCAUCUCGACCGCGCUAGAUGCCCAGAUGACCAUGGAGGAGAUGGCCAAGCUCGAAGAAAAAGGUGGUGAGGACUGGACUGAUGAGAAGAAGGCUGAGUAUGAGAAGAAAGUCACUGGAAAGAUCCUCGCUGCCGCCUGGAGAGGAAGCAAGUUUGAGAUCCAGAGUGUCUUGCGUGAAGUCUGCGACCAGAUACUGAACGACAAGGCUAUCCGUCUUGAGAAGCGGGUAGAGCGCGCCCAGGCUCUGGUUAUUAUCGGGAAAUACUUCCAGCAGGCUGAACGUGAUCCCAACGAAGAGGGAGAGUACAUGGCCUUCGAAGAGCUUAUGGCCGACAGCAUGGCGAAGAAAGACGAUAAGAAGAAAUCAGCUUCAGCAGCAAAACAGUCUACACCAAACCCCAGCAGCACCGAGAAAUAA